Messenger RNA from Cygnus atratus (black swan), 3640 nucleotides. RefSeq names its product TATA-box binding protein associated factor, RNA polymerase I subunit D (gene TAF1D). Gene Ontology annotation, cellular component: nucleus; RNA polymerase transcription factor SL1 complex; nucleoplasm. The transcript has 16 exons. Gene Ontology annotation, biological process: regulation of DNA-templated transcription. The record is from RefSeq and is a predicted model, not a curated record. NCBI's taxonomy places the organism in Eukaryota, Metazoa, Chordata, Aves, Anseriformes, Anatidae. The coding region runs from base 1668 to 2711 and encodes 347 amino acids.
GGAGCGGCCAUUUCGAGCCCUUUGCGGCGCCGAAGCGUGAGGGAGCUGCUUGGCAUGCCGGGUGGUGAGAGAGACGAAGUAGAAGCUGGUGCUUAGCCCCAAACUAACGAGUCUUGGAAAGUUACAGUACCUUUUUGCAUUUCAUCUGGCACCAAAGGAGGGCAUGUUUAGCCCCUCUGCUGCUUCUGAAUCUCCAUUAGGGAGAGUUUCAAUUCUGCUGUACUCCCACACCUGUGUUUAGUGCAGGUUGAUAAAUAAAUGACUUCAAUUUUGGAAAAAAAAAAAAGCACAAGGAAGAAGGUUCUACCUUGAACAGUUAUAUGAUGCAAAAACUCAUUCCCAAGUGUAGGCUGUUUAAAACUUAAUUGUUGAUGUUCAGUGAUACUGAUAGAUCUCUUGGCCUGAAUAAUAUUGAUAUUAGCAUGGAAGGAACCUUCAGCUGUAUGUCCUGCCUCAUGAGGAAUUUUGUAUUAUAUGUUCUGCUUAGUUAAGCACUAACAAAUCAAAGGAAAUGGAGGAAGGGUCGUAACAUAAGAAAGAAAUGAAGAAGCGUGUAUAACUCAGCUGGCACAUCAGCAAAACAAGACUAUUUAAGGAAGAAAUAGUGAAAAACAGGUUCAGGGUUAAUCAACAGACAAGGAUGAAGAGGCCGCAACAACCACCAUGACCACUGCUUCAAUUCAUUGAGUCUGUGCAGAUGGGAGGAACAUACAUGUAUAAUUUCAGUAAACCAGUAGUAAUAUGUAUGACUUCUUCAAGAAAUGUAAUGAAUAUGUAAGCCUUGUGAUUAUAAAUUUUUUUGGUCAGCAUUGAGAAGGUAAAUGCACUUUGGCAGAACAAUCCAUGUGUGUCUCCAGUGCCACAGCUUUGAUAAUAAAGAAUGCCCACUUUCUAAGAUUUCAAAAUAGGUCUUUUUAUUUGCUGCUUUUAUGGUAACAACAGCUGCAAUAGAGUUGUGGUAUUCAUCACCUUUGUUCUGAUAAUAGCUUGUAGCUGUAUGGGUUGGGGAGGAAAUGGAACUUAGUCCUGUGAGUAGUCACAGCUGCUUAAGUUCUGUAACCAUUUGUUUUGGCAUGCUAAUUUUACCUAUUACUGCUGGUUUAUAUAUGUAAAAAGCACGUAAAAAUCUCCCAAGAUAGAGAACUAGAGGUUAGUAAACGACUAGCAUGCAGAUAAAAUUACUCUAGGCUAUUGCACAGUGAGGGCAGGUUCCUCUGCUGUGUGUUCCAGUCUAUUUUGUAUGGAUUUAUGCAGCUCAAGGGGUGGAUGGUAUUGCAGAUUCAGCUGAAAAUUACUUUUUUCUUUUGGGGAUAGUCUCCAUUUUUGUUGAUAGCAGUAAACAAAAUGUCGAUAGAUUGUUAGAGCAGGAAGCCUUAAAGAACAGGGAAAUGGCGUUGUUUCUCAUGCCAACAGGCCUGGAUAAGUUCAAAAUUAUUAUAAACUACAGUGAAGUGAGUGUUUGAGUAUGACUUAGAUGUGCAGCAUCCUUUAAAGUUAAGCUGCUGGCUUACAUGCAUGUGUCCAUGUACAGGAGAACUUCAUAUCCAAGUUUGCUCACAAAUUGCUUUAAGUUAACCCUAUGAAAUGGAGCAGGGGAGGUUUGCCUGCUUAACAGAGGAUUUUCUUUAAUUUCUUGAAUGCUCAUUGAUUUUAGGACAGGUUGAAACAUGACUGAUGCAAAUGAAUCCCAGGCUUCUGUUUCUGAUUACCCUGAUGCCCAAGAUCUAAUAUGCACUCAACAGAAAGAAAUAGAUAUGUUAAAUGAGCACGCAACAAAUAAACACAGGAAACGUUCACGCUCAAGGCAGAAGGGUGCCAUUCCUGAGGAGUCUUCAGUUGAGGUCAUCCUGGACAGCAGUGAUUCAGAAAUUGGCAGUGAGUACCACACCAAGUGCUCCAUUGCACCUUCAAAGCAAAAAAGGAAAUCACGACCUUCAAGGCAACAAGUGGAAGCUGUUGUAACAGUGCCUGAUGAUGAAAGUUCAGAUUCUUCUCCGUCUCCUCCGAGUCCAGUGAAACUACCUGAAAGCUCCAAAGAGAAGAAAUCCAAGCUUAAUUUGAAAGCCAUUUUUGCCUAUCACUUCAGGGGAAGGAAGUUUAAAACUGCUGCACACAGGAAUUUUCGGAGUACAUCAAGGAAGAGGAAGACUGAGACGGAGACAAAGACAAGGCACGAGCGCACAUACAUGCCUACUGGGAGGCCACCACUGACAGCCUCACCACAAGAGCAAAGGAAAAGGCUUCUACAUCGGGGUUUUCAAUUCCCUUUUGUUGAAAAACAUUAUGGGACAAAACAUAUUCCCUUAAAGAUGGUUCUUGACUAUGAGCAAGCAGCUACAAAGGGAUACUUCCGGUAUAUUGAAAUGCUCAAAUAUGAAGAACACCUCAAAAAGGCUUUAAAAGCACUUCAAGCUAGUGAAGACUUAGAAAGAGAAUGUCUGGCAGUACGGAAACACAAGUAUUUAGAUGAUGAAGGUCCCAUUUCCCCUAUCCAGGAGAUGAAUGAUGAUAACAGCUUGGGUGCUGAUAAUCAAGAUGACUUUGAUGUCAGAGUAGUGGACAACAGCUGUUUCAUUUUAAGCAGCAAACUUCCCAAUAAGAAGAAAUCCAAGACAGAAACAAAACGUGCAAAAUCGACGGGAGUGGUGGGAGUAGAAAAGAAAGGCCGUGCUGCUGCUAAGUCUGGGCUUCAGCGAGGCUCACUCCAGUGAACAGAAAACUGCUUAAUGAGGUGGCAGCAGUCACUCUUCAGAUACCUCGUUAAGGCCUACUUGGUUUAAAGUGUUGGUCUGAGGACUGCAUUAAGCUGUCGACUCAGCAGCCUAGUCAGAUUGGGCUUAAGGCAUCUACCUGAGAAGUACUCUAUGGCUUCACAGAGUCGUCCUGGAUCUAGGAGUGGGGUUCUUGCUGGUUUAUCUUGCUUUUGGAUAAUGAAAUACUGGUCAACUGAUGCAAGAGACUUUGUGGAUGAAUUUCACCGGCUUGACAGCACCGAGCAGUUUUUACUUUUUUUUUUUUUUGGACUGUUUGAAUUCUUGAUAACUGUUGGCUGACCUCAGCGCACUCCUGUGGAACACAUUAGGGAAAGAGGAAGCCCACCCACUAGUCCAGCCUGGAGGAGUGUCUCGGUGACACAGAGAGAAAAUGAGAAAAACAAAGCCAUUUCCCAGGAGCAUGAACCUUCCGCAGGUACUGGCUUCUGCAUUUGACACAAAUGAAAAGUGGUGCAAAUGGAGGAGCUUGGUGAUUUGGAAUACAGAACAAAGGGAGCUCUGUUUUAAAAGGAUUAGCUGUGGAAGAGGAUAACGACCCAUUUGACUGCCUGUAGUGUCAGCUACUGAGUUGCUGAACGUCGGAGGGGUGAAAAGCAACACCUGAGUGCUGCCAGAGCAAGUCCCAAGGUUCUGCUGUGAUGUUGCUGCAUGUUUGCAAGGAAGAACAGAAAUGCAGAAAGGAUACUAGUGUUAAUUGCAGUAAUUUAAUGUCAUUUGAACUUUCCUUACUGCUCAGUAAACUGAAAUAGUGUGUUACCAACUGCUUUUUCCCCACUUCUCCAUUAUUGAACUCAACUGUAUUCAGGUUUGGGGGUGUUUAUUCUGUACAUGUCACAGCAUUUAAAUAAAAGCCAUGUCUGAAAGGA